CCGCGUUCUUCCCGCCCUCACCCCCCGGAAGGGGAAGCGGAGCCGCGGCGAAGAUGGCGGCGCUGAGGAGGCUCUUCCUAGCUCCUCCCCAGACAAGCCUGGCUGCCGUCAGAUCCGCAUCCAAAAAAACCGGGGGCAGCUCCAAAAAUUUAGGUGGCCGCAGCCCUGGGAAACGCUACGGAUUCAAAAAAGUAGAAGGGGCUUUUGUGCACGCAGGCAACAUUCUGGCUACACAGAGGUUGAUACGCUGGCAUCCAGGGGCUCAUGUGGGGAUGGGCCGUAACAAGACUCUCUAUGCCCUGGAGGAUGGGAUUGUGAGAUACACCAAAGAGGUUUACAUCCCUCCACCCCGCAGCACUGAGAGCAGGGAAGUGAUCUGUCGCCUGCCCAAAGGAGCAAUUCUUUAUAAAACUUUCAUCAACGUUGUCCCUACCACAGAAGUAGGAAGCUUUAAACUGGUCACCAUGCUCUGAGCCUUCUGCAUCACCUGGGGACAGCUGGGAAGGAGCAGCUGGAACAGGCCACUGCAGCUGGACUGGCACCACAGGACAGGAACAUUCGAGCUCUGAAGAUCCCAGUGUAGGACUCUUGUCUUGCUCCUAAAGCACACAUGGGCAAUGCUCAGGCACUGGGAUCAGCUGCUGGUGUCUGUAUGUGUGUAAUAAAUGCUGUGGGGUGCUGAAGGCCCUGGGCUGCUUGCUGA
Molecule: messenger RNA, 703 nt
Organism: Calypte anna (Anna's hummingbird)
Lineage: Eukaryota; Metazoa; Chordata; Aves; Apodiformes; Trochilidae
Gene: MRPL27
Product: mitochondrial ribosomal protein L27
Exons: 4
Coding region: 54-473 (139 amino acids)
Biological process (GO): translation
Cellular component (GO): mitochondrial large ribosomal subunit; ribosome
Molecular function (GO): structural constituent of ribosome
Source: RefSeq, a predicted model, not a curated record